Molecule: messenger RNA, 1602 nt
Organism: Anarrhichthys ocellatus (wolf-eel)
Lineage: Eukaryota; Metazoa; Chordata; Actinopteri; Perciformes; Anarhichadidae
Gene: prtfdc1b
Product: phosphoribosyl transferase domain containing 1b
Exons: 9
Coding region: 59-736 (225 amino acids)
Biological process (GO): purine ribonucleoside salvage; IMP salvage; hypoxanthine metabolic process
Cellular component (GO): cytosol
Molecular function (GO): magnesium ion binding; hypoxanthine phosphoribosyltransferase activity
Source: RefSeq, a predicted model, not a curated record
UCCGCGAGCUGCCAAAUCCAAAGCCUUUUCUUUUUGCGUGUCGGAAAAGAAAAACAACAUGGCAGACUUUGCUGUCCAAUCCCACGGAAGAAGCGGCGGCAUUGUGAUUAACGAUGACUGGCCAGGCUACAGUUUAGACCUCUUCAGCUCUCCGGCGCACUACUGCGGAGAUUUAGACUGCGUCUUCAUUCCGCACGGCGUGAUCAUUGACAGGACCGAACGUCUGGCUCGAAACAUCAUGGACGACCUGGGGGACCACGACAUCGUGGUGCUAUGUGUGCUGAAAGGAGGCUACCAGUUCUGUGUCGACCUGGUGGACAGGAUCAAGGCCCUCAGCCGCAACUCCAACCGCACCAUCCCCAUGAGGGUCCACUUCAUCCGGCUCAAGAGCUACCUGAAUGACCAGUCCACAGAGGAUCUUCACAUACUCGGAGCAGAGGAUUUGUCUUUUUUAGCAGGAAAGAACGUACUGAUUGUGGAGGCCAUUGUAGGCACCGGAAAGACAAUGGAGACUCUCCUGAAGCAUGUUGAAGCCUUCAGGCCCAAAAUGAUCAAAGUAGCAGGAUUGCUGGUGAAGAGAGUGCCACAUAACGCAGCAUGUCUUCCUGACUAUGUCGGCUUUGAGAUACCCGAUCGGUUUGUGGUUGGAUAUGCCUUAGACUACAAUGAGUACUUUAGAGACUUAAAUCACAUCUGUGUGAUCAGCGAAAGUGGGAAGAUGAAGUACAAGAUUUGAAAAGAGGACUGCAAAAGGAGGCGGAUGUCGUCUUAACAGGAAGCCUGAACAUUUUUAUCCCUGAGCUGCCACUCACACACAGCUGCUAUCGUGACACUUGAUCUCAAGCAUGCCCCGCUUUGUUAUAACAUUCCUUCCAUGAACCGUUAUUAACGACGGACACCGUCAUUUAACUGGUCAUUUUAUAAAAGCAAGUACAUGCUUCACCGUCGUUUUAGAGUUGCAACUUCAUUCUUCAUGUUUGCAGAAGCUAUUCAUAUGUAAGAUGUUUAGUUAGUUUGACUCUAACACAAAUAUAUUUUACUUCUUGUAUGCAAUGUAAAGGACGUGAUAAUCACGACCUUUUAUGAACGUGAUCAAUAUUUGUUUAGUGUGUGAUGAAGUAACAUAGGAAACAUACUGUAGCUUCUUUUUAAAUGAAAGGGAGUUGUUUUAUUAGAAAAUCUGUGAUAGAAUUUUACAUUUUCUUCACCUGUACCUGUACGGUGUUUCAUUAGGUAGUUAUCUUUGAUGCUACUGUACAAACAAAGUAGUUUAUAAACUGUGUACUAACUACCUAUUUUUGUUCAUUCUGUAUUUGAGGUGUAGUGGGAUACUUUUGUCAUUUCUGUGUUUCCUUUCAUAAUUUAACAUACCAGUAUAGUAUUUUUUUUAGCAAUUCUGUGUUAUCUAUCACUGCAUUCUCUUCACACUGUUUUGUUGACUUACAAAAUGUAUUUUCCAAUGUUGAUAAAACUUGUUUGAAGUGGCGUCUUGGUCAGAAUAACCUUGUGUAUCUCACAUGUUUUUCUUAGGCUGAUGGGAGGGCUUUGAGUCAUUGAAACAUCAUGUUGAAUGCUGUGUUGAAAUCAGGUUUUUUUUAUACA